AUGGAACAACUAGAACAGAAUCAAGCCGCCCUUCGCGAAGAAGUAACUCAGUUGAAAGGCACUGUAGAUGAGAUUAAAGGAGGAAUGGCUCAGAUGUUGAGUCUCAUGAAGGACAUCAGGGAUGAACAGGAAAGGGCUAGGGAAGCUCGGAAUCAGUAUGAGGAAAUACCGAACGAUGGCAACCCGCUGUUAGGAUUUGUUCAGGGCUUCGACCCUCGCAAAUCAAAUGCUCACUCCUCUAAGAGAGUUACCAGAACCCAGGAAGAGGGAGAAGCUUCCCAUAAAGGAUUCAUUCCCACCAUCCAGAAAGAAGGGGCACCUCGCACUGUUCACAUCCCUGCUAAUAAUCCACCUAAGGAUGAGGACUACGUGGAUUUGCAAUAUGGGGAAGCGGACGAAACGAAUCAGGAACCCCAGCAUAAGCAAACCCAAUCUGAUUCUGAAGAAAAUGCUAGAAAUAAUGGACAGAUCAAAGCGUUAGAAGAAAGGCUGAAAGCAGUACAAGAACUCAGACCUAUGCCACCUCCAAUUCCUGGAAAAGCUACACCUAACUUCAGACCUAAUGAAAGGUGUGAAUUUCACGCUAAUUCUCCUGGACACACGUUAGAAAAAUGCUGGGCUUUCAGGCACAAGGUUCAAGACCUAAUCGAGUCUAGAGCCAUUGCUUUCGACAAACCUAAUGUGAAGACAUAUCCCAUGCCUCGUCACGAUGGCACAGUCAAUGCAAUCGAGGGUGUCACUGAGCAAGAGUUAGUUCAACAACGGAGUUCCCCUAUAGAUGCCCUUAAGAGGUAUCUACUCGCAAGGGGGUUCGUCCUAGAACAUAACGAGGCUUUUAAGGACACCCUGCAGAGACUCAUGGACCAAGGAGUAAUUCAGUUGAAAGAACAUCCCGAGGAGGAGUAUGUGGCCAUGAUGGAGAGGAACGAGCCAUUGAUAAUACCUAGUCCAGGAGCAAGGAAGACAUUAAUCAUCCCCUGCGCCAAAGCACCAUUGAUGAUACCCACGCAAGUACACACUAGGAUCAUCCCAGUCAGAGAUCCAUAUCCGGCGGACAAAAUGAAAGUGGCCCCUUGGGAAUAUGAUUCUAGUAGUAAUACGAAAGUGACAAACAUCGUUGGGCCUGGAGGUAUGACUCGUAGUGGCCGCAUAUUCAAUGCUGCGAAACCGAAUGAAAACUUAGCACAAGCAAGUAAUCAAGCUACUGUGGUCCCGACUGAAGAAGGCACAGCCAAGGAUAAAGAGGUCGCUAACAAAGACGCUGAAGAAUUCUUGGCAUUAAUCAAGAAAGGUGAUUAUAGAGUGGUGGACCAGUUACACCAAACUCCAUCUAAAAUAUCACUCCUCUCGCUACUAGUGCAUUCGGAGAAACACCGAGACGCCUUGCUGAAGAUCCUGAAUGCCGCGCACGUGACCAAAGACAUCACUGUGAACCAAUUCGAUGGAAUGGUGGCUAAUCUUACUGCUGGGGCAUGUUUAAGUUUUAGUGAGCAUGAGCUACCCCCACAAGGGAAAGAGCAUAACAAAGCCCUGUAUAUCUCCAUACAAUAUGGGAAAGCUCACCUAUCUAGAGUUCUGAUUGACACAGGGUCGUCAUUAAACGUGAUGCCUAAGGCCACUCUCGACAAAAUAGCCUUGGAGGGUCUGGUAGUUAGACCAAGUCGUCUGUUGGUCAAAGCCUUCGAUGGGUCACAAAGUCCAGUGUUUGGAGAGGUUGACCUCCCUGUGGUAGUUAGUCCCCAUACAUUCUGCAUCAAUUUCCAAGUAAUGGAGAUUGAACCUGCUUAUACCUGCUUAUUGGGACGUCCCUGGAUUCAUGCUGCUGGGGCAGUUACCUUUACUCUGCAUCCGAAAGUAAAAUUCGUGGAUGGAAACUCUAUAGUGACCGUCAAUAGGGAGGAGGAUAUAUUUGUUAGCAAUCUGGAUUUGUACCGAUACAUCGAGGCCGGAGAAGGGGCGUUGGAAACCUCUUUCCAAGCACUAGAGAUAGCAACCGCUGUCACACUACCGGUAGAGAAGAUACGAAGGGCGGUGACAUCCUGGAGAGACCUGCAAGACCUGAAAAUGGAAGGCUGGGGUAAAGUGCCAGAAGUUCAAGAGAAGAAGGAUCGUCUGGGGUUAGGAUACCAACCAACAAGGAAGGCUGCAAAGGAAGAGCAAUGUUUCCCUCCGAUCCCGCAAACUUUUGUCACAGGCGGAUAUGAGCAUGUAUCCAUGAUAUCUAGCAUGGAGGGUACAUCCGACUUCAUCUGA
Messenger RNA from Vicia villosa (hairy vetch), 2253 nucleotides. RefSeq lists its product as uncharacterized. Gene Ontology annotation, molecular function: aspartic-type endopeptidase activity. The record is from RefSeq and is a predicted model, not a curated record. Gene Ontology annotation, biological process: proteolysis. Bases 1 to 2253 code for a protein of 750 amino acids. Lineage: Eukaryota; Viridiplantae; Streptophyta; Magnoliopsida; Fabales; Fabaceae. The transcript has 2 exons.